AAGCGAAGGAUAAGAACACCAACCAAAUUGUGGCUAUUAAAAAGAUUAAACUUGGACAUAGGUCAGAAGCUAAAGAUGAAGAAUUCUUAAAGAGAAACCGAGUUCUAAUCCGAGAAUCUCCCAGAUGGGCCAACUGCCGCAAAGCCAUGAUCCAGCUGGUCUGCAGUGGACUGGUGUCCUUUGGGGACAGUUACUACUUCUGGCCUAUAAAAUAUUCAGCUAUAGUUCAAAGAUGUUUUCAAUAACAGUGACCUGGAGCAUGUCUAGUCUCCCUGUGUUAUCUGGAAUCAACAGAACAGCCCUCAGAGAGAUAAAGUUGUUACAGGAGUUAAGCCAUCCAAAUAUUAUUGGUCUUCUAGAUGCAUUUGGACACAAAUCAAAUAUUAGUUUGGUGUUUGAUUUUAUGGAAACAGAUCUAGAGGUUAUUAUUAAGGAUACUAGUAUUGUGCUGACACAGUCUCACAUCAAAGCAUAUAUGCUGAUGACCCUUCAAGGAUUAGAAUAUUUACAUCAGCACUGGAUUCUGCACAGGGAUCUAAAACCCAAUAAUUUGUUGUUAGAUGAAAAUGGAGUUUUAAAAUUGGCUGACUUUGGCUUGGCAAAGUCUUUUGGAAGUCCAAAUAGAGUCUAUACACACCAGGUAGUAACAAGGUGGUACCGAGCCCCAGAACUAUUGUUUGGUGCUAGAAUGUAUGGUGUAGGUGUUGAUAUGUGGGCUGUUGGUUGUAUUUUAGCUGAAUUGCUCCUCCGGGUUCCUUUUUUGCCAGGGGACUCUGAUCUUGAUCAGCUGACAAGGAUAUUUGAAACACUGGGCACUCCAACAGAAGAACAGUGGCCUGGGAUGACUAGUCUUCCAGAUUAUGUCACAUUUAAGUCCUUUCCUGGAAUGCCACUUCAACAUAUCUUCAGUGCAGCUGGUGAUGAUUUGCUUGAUCUUCUUCAAGGCUUAUUCACAUUUAAUCCUUGUGCUAGAGUUACGGCUACUCAGGCAUUGAAGCAGAACUAUUUUAGUAACCGACCAGGACCCACUCCAGGAAGUCAGCUUCCAAGACCCAACUGUCCAGCAGAAGCUCUAAAGGAACAACAAAAUGCACUUUUAAAUUUAAAAAGGAAGAGAACAGAAGGAAUAGAUCAAGCCUCAAGAUUGCAAUAAGGAAUGGAGGGAGAUCCUGCUGGGAAAGCUAUACCAGCUCUCCUGUCAACCUGUGGCUGUUGAGCAUUUCAUAGUGCAGAUGCUGGGCUCAGCUCUCUUGCCUGAUUUCCAACCUGGCUGUGCUGCAAAGUGGCUGCUGGGUAACCAGACUUCUGCAGUGGAAAGAAACAAGCUAGUAGGUGCUGUUGAUGUAGUCUAACUGCGUACCCACCCCUGUUGUGCAGUGGAUCUCUGGGGCACCUGGUGAGCCAUUGUCAUUUCCCACUUGUGAACUACUUCCAGUGGUCUGUCUUCUAAUGUGACAAGUGUCUUGGCUGAAGAUUAAGGCUUGCAGAGUAAGAGUAAUCAUUUUGUAGCUCCUGUGUUGUACUUCAUUUGACUCCUACCUUAAAACAAGGUGAAGUAUAUCGACCUUUUGAGGGAGAAUAGUUACUAGAUGCUAAAUAUCCUACUAUGCUGUAUAUUUGUUGUUGGUAAUUGAAAAUUAAACUUAAGUUCCCUACUAAGAUCUAUUAGUCUAUUAGACUCUGUAGAAAAAGUGUUUAUAAAAAAUGUUUAUCAAAUAACUUCAAUUAUAGCAGUUUUUGCUGUCUGUGUAAUUGAACAUCAACAUCCUGAGUGCAGGCUGGAAGGUUAAGAGGAGAAAGUUGCACACUUGCAAACUGGAACAUAAUCUAAAUGCCUGCUCUCUUUGGUUGAGAGAAUUUCCCUGACUUUGCUAUCUUUUUUGUCAGGCAUCACUGCUGUUUCCUCCUGAAAGGUUAGUACCCUUUGCAAACUUAGUGGCUCUUAUGUUGAGGCUUACUGAUACUGGGAUUUGAGUAGCUUCUAUGUAUUGUACCGAUAUUGUUGCUUGUACAGCUUGAGCAAAACCUUUUUUCUUCCUUCCACUCUAUUGCCACUAUAAAUGUAGUAAAUCUUACUGCAAGAGCAUAUAAUACAGAAAGAGGAGGUGAUCUCUAUUUUAAACAAAACUGAUUGCAUUUUUCACAGAGACCAGGAUUACUUGUCGUGACAUGGAGAACAAGGACAAGCUAUUGCAUUCUCAUCUUGCUUCUCUAGUUCCUGACUGGUGUCAGCACUUGCAUGAUCUCUGUAGCCUUUAUGUUCUUCCAACAAAGAAGGCUCACAGCUAGGUUGAGUUGUAUCGUACUGUUGUUGCUUUGCAUCUGUUGUAUGGCCUUAUCCAUGGUGUGGUCUUGAUGCUGUCACUGCUCUAGCCAGCACUGCCAGUUUGUUCUCUGAAAAGAACUGUUCUACAUGUGUUCUUUCUUGGAUUUAAUGGCUGUUCUUGUUCUCAUGACUUGCUGUAGAUGCAUCAUUCUCCUAACUCCUGCUUUGCAGUUUCUUAUGGUGCACAGUUAUUCAUGCUUUGUGUGCUCCAAUUUAACAAUUGCUUUCCAACUCUCUGCAAUUUCAGUUGCAGGCUUCAUCUAUGACUUGUUAAUACUCAUUUCCUUCUUGGAGAGAAGGGAAGGGUUUUUAGGAAAAAAAGCUACAAUUUUAACGUGCUUUUCUUCAAAUCCCUCUGUUCCAUUUGUUGACCCUUGUAUUUUUAUACUGAACUCAGUCAACCUUGUCUGAAGUAAGGUAUUGUCUCUAAAUGGCUUUAAUAAAAUAACAAGAUAAAAUAGA
Messenger RNA from Rhea pennata, 2788 nucleotides. RefSeq names its product cyclin dependent kinase 7 (gene CDK7). Gene Ontology annotation, molecular function: cyclin-dependent protein serine/threonine kinase activity; RNA polymerase II CTD heptapeptide repeat kinase activity; ATP binding. Gene Ontology annotation, biological process: positive regulation of transcription by RNA polymerase II; protein phosphorylation. The transcript is spliced from 12 exons. Gene Ontology annotation, cellular component: transcription factor TFIIK complex; cytoplasm; nucleus. The record is from RefSeq and is a predicted model, not a curated record. Lineage: Eukaryota; Metazoa; Chordata; Aves; Rheiformes; Rheidae. The coding region runs from base 125 to 1153 and encodes 342 amino acids.